CCCCGCCCCGCUUCCCGCCCGGCGCUGAGCCCCCGCCGCAGAGCCCAUCCCGGCACCAUGCAUUCCCUGGAGGAGCCCCUGGACCUCAAGCUGAGCAUCUCCAAGCUGCGAGCUGCCCGUGAGAAGCGGGGCCCCUCCGGCCCCCGGCCCCGCGCUCCCCAGCGCCCGGACACCCCGCCGGCCGGGGAUGGCCGAGGGGGCAGCCGGGGGGGUCGCCGGGCCGUGCCGGCCUCGCCGUCCCCCGGGCUCCUGGGACACUCCAGGCUGGUGGAGCCGCGGGAUGGACGCUUCCCGGCCGCCGUGCCCGUGGUGGACCUCAGCCUUUCGCCCCGCUCCGGGGGAGAGUCUCCGGCUGGCAGUGCCUCGCUGUCCCCUGAGCGCCAGGGCAGCGGGGACCUGCCCGGCCCCCUCACCCCACACGAUUUCCAGUCCCUGCGCUACAUCGAUGGCCUCCCCAGCUCCUUCCAGUUCUUCCUGCCGCUGGGGGCUGGGGGGGCCCUGCACCUGCCCCCUGCCGCCUUCCUGCCCCCCAGCAAGGAGAAACGGCUCCCCCCCGAGCUGCCCCUGCCCAAGCAGCUCGUCUGCCGCUGGUCCAAGUGCAACCAGUUCUUCGACCUCCUGCAAGACCUGGUGGACCACGUCAACGAUUUCCACGUCAAACCCGAGAAGGACGCGGGGUACUGCUGCCACUGGGAGGGCUGUGCCCGCCAUGGCAGGGGCUUCAAUGCCAGGUACAAGAUGCUGAUCCACAUCCGGACGCACACCAACGAGAAGCCGCAUCGCUGCCCCACCUGCAACAAGAGCUUCUCCCGCCUGGAGAACCUGAAAAUCCACAACCGUUCGCACACAGGUGAGAAGCCCUACAUCUGCCCCUACGAAGGCUGCAACAAGCGAUACUCCAACUCCAGCGACCGCUUCAAGCACACCCGCACCCACUACGUGGAGAAGCCCUACUCCUGCAAGAUGCCGGGCUGCCACAAGCGCUACACCGACCCCAGCUCCCUCCGCAAGCACAUCAAAGCCCACGGGCAUUUUGUGUCCCCCGAGCACCCGGAGAUGCUCAAGGUCCACCCGCCUCCCAAAACGCCCCUGGGCUCGGCGGAGGUGCCCUACGUUAACGGGGCGCAGCUCGUCAUCCCCAACCCCGCCGCCCUCUUCGCUCCGCCGGGGCUGCCGGCGCUGCCCAUCCCUUUGGCACCGGCACCGCUCGACCUCAGCGCCCUGGGCUGCGGGGCUGCGGGCGCCCUGCCCGCCCUGCCCGGCCCCGUCCUGCCCCUCAACGGCGGCCCCUUGAACUUGGCCAAGAGCCCGCUGCUGCCCUCGCCCUUCGCGGCGGGGCUGGGGCUGCCCGUCAUGUCGCUGCUGGCCGGCGGGGCCAAGGCCGAGGGGGAGAAGGGCAGCGGGGCCGAGGGGCGGCCGCCCAAGGCGGGCAAGGGGCUGGAGAGCCGGAAGGAGAGGGGCGAACGGACGGAGCCGGGGCGGCCGCGGGUGCCCCCCGAGAGCCUGGCACUGCUGCCGGGGGCCGUGCUCGACCUCUCGGCCGGUGUCAGCUCGGGGGGCAGCCCCGAGGCGCUGCCCCCCGGCUGGGUGCUCAUCCCCCCCGGCUCCCUGCUGCUCAAACCCGCCGCUGUCAACUGAGGGGCCCGACGAUGCCCGGGGUCAGCCGCCGGCCCCGUGGGCAGAUCCCGCUCCCUGGGGCCGGGGGGGUGGGGCAUGGCCCCCUCCUCCCCCCGCAGCCCCGGCGGGGCCUCGCUCGUGCUUUUACCCGUCACGAAAGAAGAACGGACUCUUCUGAGAAAAGCAAUAAUCCCUCGGCGGCCGGAGCCGGCUGCGACCCCGUGCUGGGGGCAGGUGGGGCACAGGGGGGUCCCCCUGCUCCUGCCCCCCACCCCCGGCCCUAGGCAGCCGGAUACGCCGCUAUUUAUUUCUGGACCAGCCCCCUGCUCCGACAGGGUCCCGCUUGGGCUCUCCUGCUUCCGCUGACUCGGCGUCUCCCUGCCCCAGGCCUCGGUGCUGCUGUGGGGGGCUGCAGCCCCCAGGCUCCUGCCGCACGGACAGCGGGGCGACAGCCGGGGGACCACACAGCCCCGAGCUGUGCCCGGCCGUGCCAUCCCACCCCGCACGGCCGCGGGCAUCGCCGCA
Pseudopodoces humilis (Tibetan ground-tit) is the source of this 2142-nucleotide messenger RNA. It is a transcript of the gene GLIS2, whose product is annotated as GLIS family zinc finger 2. Gene Ontology annotation, molecular function: RNA polymerase II cis-regulatory region sequence-specific DNA binding; DNA-binding transcription factor activity, RNA polymerase II-specific. The record is from RefSeq and is a predicted model, not a curated record. Gene Ontology annotation, biological process: regulation of transcription by RNA polymerase II. Gene Ontology annotation, cellular component: nucleus. Lineage: Eukaryota; Metazoa; Chordata; Aves; Passeriformes; Paridae.